UCCUGUUCAAACCUCCACAUGCUCCAGGGGCCUAGCUGGACCUUCUCUAGAGCAGCAUUCUCAGGAAUAGAUGGAAGAAAGCCCUCCCGUGACUGCCAGGAGCCUUCUCUGCUCAGAGUGGAGGCAGCUGGGACGUCUCAGACAGGCCACCCUGAUGGGCCCCCACUAGGCAGGAGCCAGAGGAAUGUGCUCUGACACAACCUCAGGGAUUCUGUUGGCAGGUCCUGGAAGGAGGCUGCCAGCAGGCACCAGGGACUCAUCUUGACUUAGGGAGACACAGUACGUCUCCACGACAGCAUCUCAGAAGAAGGCUUCCACUACCUGGUCUUCGAUCUGGUCACUGGUGGGGAGCUCUUUGAAGACAUCGUGGCAAGAGAAUACUACAGUGAGGCUGAUGCCAGUCACUGCAUCCAGCAGAUCCUGGAGGCUGUGCUCCACUGUCACCAAAUGGGGGUCGUCCACAGAGACCUCAAGCCCGAGAACCUGCUUCUGGCCAGCAAAUGCAAAGGGGCCGCAGUGAAACUGGCAGACUUCGGCCUGGCCAUCGAGGUGCAGGGAGACCAGCAGGCGUGGUUUGGAUUUGCGGGAACGCCGGGCUACCUGUCCCCUGAGGUCCUUCGGAAGGAAGCAUAUGGGAAACCUGUGGACAUCUGGGCAUGUGGGGUGAUCCUGUACAUCCUGCUGGUGGGCUACCCACCUUUCUGGGAUGAGGACCAGCACAAGCUGUACCAGCAGAUCAAGGCUGGGGCCUAUGAUUUCCCAUCUCCCGAAUGGGACACCGUUACUCCUGAAGCCAAAAACCUCAUCAACCAGAUGUUGACCAUCAACCCUGCCAAGCGCAUCACGGCCCAUGAGGCCCUGAAGCAUCCAUGGGUCUGCCAACGCUCCACAGUGGCUUCUAUGAUGCACAGACAGGAGACUGUGGAAUGCCUGAAGAAGUUCAAUGCCAGGAGGAAGCUCAAGGGAGCCAUCCUCACCACUAUGUUGGCCACACGGAAUUUCUCAGCAGCCAAGAGUUUGCUCAACAAGAAAGCAGAUGGAGUCAAGCCACAGACAAACAGCACCAAAAACAGCUCGGCCAUCACCAGCCCCAAAGGAUCCCUCCCUCCUGCUGCCCUGGAGUCUUCUGACAGCACCAACACAACCAUAGAGGAUGAAGAUGCCAAAGCCCGGAAGCAGGAGAUCAUCAAGACCACAGAGCAGCUCAUUGAGGCAGUCAACAACGGCGACUUUGAGGCCUAUGCGAAAAUCUGUGACCCAGGCCUGACCUCAUUUGAGCCUGAAGCUCUGGGCAACCUAGUCGAAGGGAUGGAUUUCCACAGAUUCUACUUCGAGAACCUGCUGGCCAAGAACAGCAAGCCGAUCCACACCACCAUCCUGAACCCGCACGUGCACGUCAUUGGGGAGGAUGCAGCCUGUAUCGCCUACAUCCGCCUCACACAGUACAUUGAUGGCCAGGGCCGGCCCCGCCCCAGCCAGUCUGAAGAGACCCGCGUGUGGCACCGCCGUGAUGGCAAGUGGCAGAACGUACAUUUCCACUGCUCGGGCGCUCCAGUGGCCCCACUGCAGUGAGAGCUGCGCCUGGUUUCACCGGACAGAGUUGGUGUUUGGAGCCCAGCCGCCCUCGGGCGCACGGCCUGCCUGUCGCAUGUUUGUGUCUGCCUCGUCCCCUCCCCUGGUGCCUGUGUCUGCAGAAAAACAAGACCAGAUGUGAUUUGUUUUUAAAAAUAAGAUGAUGACAACGACAACCACAUGCAAAAAAAAAAAAAAA
Molecule: messenger RNA, 1771 nt
Organism: Cricetulus griseus (Chinese hamster)
Lineage: Eukaryota; Metazoa; Chordata; Mammalia; Rodentia; Cricetidae
Source: RefSeq, a predicted model, not a curated record